This is a messenger RNA of Harpia harpyja (harpy eagle), 547 nucleotides long. RefSeq names its product S100 calcium binding protein A1 (gene S100A1). Gene Ontology annotation, cellular component: sarcoplasmic reticulum. The coding region runs from base 111 to 395 and encodes 94 amino acids. Gene Ontology annotation, molecular function: calcium ion binding; S100 protein binding. The record is from RefSeq and is a predicted model, not a curated record. The transcript has 3 exons. Lineage: Eukaryota; Metazoa; Chordata; Aves; Accipitriformes; Accipitridae.
GAUCCUCCCGGAGGGAGGGGGCUUGGAGCUUAUUUAACAUCCCCAGCUGGCCCAGCCCGAAACACUCCGAGCAGCGGGCGGGCAGUGCAGCUGGGAGCUCAGCCAGAGCCAUGGCGUCGCAGCUGGAAGGAGCCAUGGAGACACUCAUCAACAUCUUCCACCACUACUCGGGCAAGGAGGGGGACAAGUACAAGCUGAGCAAGAAGGAGCUGAAGGAGCUGCUGCAGAGUGAGCUGGGCUGCUUCCUGGAGACCCAGAAGGACACGGGUGCCGUGGAGAAGAUCAUGCAGGACCUGGAUGAGAACGGCGACGGGGAGGUGGACUUCCAGGAGUACGUGGUCCUGGUGGCCGCCCUCACCGUGGCCUGCAACACCUUCUUCUGGGAGAACGCCUGACCCAGGCUGGUCUCCACCCUGCAGCAGCCAGCCAUGGCGUCCCCAAAACGCAGAGCCCCCCGCCACCCCCCCCACCUCACCCUCUGCUCCCCAGCACACCCAGGGGAUCCCACUGGGAUCCGGCUCCACAAUAAAGGCACUGACCCAGCCAG